This is a messenger RNA of Setaria italica (foxtail millet), 1290 nucleotides long. RefSeq names its product probable CCR4-associated factor 1 homolog 11. The record is from RefSeq and is a predicted model, not a curated record. The transcript has a single exon. Gene Ontology annotation, cellular component: CCR4-NOT core complex; CCR4-NOT complex; P-body. Gene Ontology annotation, molecular function: poly(A)-specific ribonuclease activity; nucleic acid binding. NCBI's taxonomy places the organism in Eukaryota, Viridiplantae, Streptophyta, Magnoliopsida, Poales, Poaceae. The coding region runs from base 224 to 1153 and encodes 309 amino acids.
UCAUCGGGCCACGGUGGUUUGUGGUUUCACCGGAGAUUCAGAGGGGGAGAAGAAAGCAGGGUUGGAGCCGAGUUCGGAGUCCGAGUUCUGGUCCGCUUCGGCAAUCCGAGGUCGGCACGCCCCGUAUCGUGCGCCGCCGCCACCAUAAAACCAGGACGCGGCCACGAUCCAUCCAACCCCACGAAGCGAACUUGACGAGCCGUAACCGCCGAGCCACGACACGAUGCCCUCCCGCGACGGCGGCCCUGCCGUCAUGCGCCCCCAUCACCCGCCGCCGCGCAGCUUCGUGCACGUCGUGCCCGAGUACCACCACCCCACCCCCACCGCCAUGUUGCCCUACGCGCAGAAUCCCGCGCACCUGCUGUUCCCGAGCGCCGCCGCCAAGGCCGAGGUGCGCGACGUGUGGGCCGGGAACCUCGAGGAGGAGCUCAGCGCCAUCGCGACGGUGCUGCCCUACUACCCCUGCGUGACCGUGGACACGGAGUUCCCCGGCGCCGUGCACGACGACCCGGCCACGCCGCGCUACCUCCGCGGCCCGCGCGAGAGCUACGCGCUGGUGAAGCGCAACGUCGACGACCUCAAGCUGCUCCAGGUCGGCAUCGCGCUGUCGGGCGCCGCCGGCCGCUUCCCCGUCGCGUGGCAGUUCAACAUCCGGGGCUUCAACCCCGCGCUGGACCCGCACGCCCCGGCCUCCGUCGCCAUGCUCCGCGCUCAGGGCAUGGACCUCGCCGCGCUGCGCGAGUUCGGCAUCCGCCCCGCCGACUUCGCCGACGGCUUCUACCGCUGCGGCCUCGUCGGCUCCGGGCACCUCACCUGGGCCGCGUUCGCGGGCGCCUACGACUUCGCCUACCUCGCCAAGGCGCUCAUCGGAGGCCGCCCGCUGCCGGAGACGCUCGACGGGUUCCACGCCCUGGUGCAGCAGCUCUUCGGGCCCAAGGUGCUCGACGCCAAGCACCUCGCCAAGUGCUGCGGCGUCCGAGGCGGGCUGAAGCAGGUGGCGGCGGCGCUCGGAGUCGAGCGCGCCGCCGGCCGCGCGCACUGCGCCGGCUCCGACAGCUUGCUCACCGCCGACGUGCUCCUGGCGAUGCUCGAUCGCUUCUUCAGGAACAGCAGCGUGCUCUCGCACGCCGGCACCAUCGUAGACUUGGCAUAGCUUGUACCUUGUUGCCGUAAUCUUAUUAGUGUAGUUUGUACUGCAGGCGUGCAGUGUUCAGCUGCUAAGUUGUACAAAUUACUGUCAUUAGGAAGUUAGCCUUUGAUUAAAGACUUAAAAGGGGUUGCUUUUCUUUC